GGGACGAACGGUCUCUGGGGACACGCAGGCAACUGGCCUCCCAACUGUUGCCCCCAUGCAGAGACCCUCCUUUCUCUCGCAGCGGCCGCUAUUGCUGCUGCUGCUGUCGCCGUGGCCAGUCUGGACCCAGACGCCUGCGGCGGCCUCCCGCUGGGGAACUCAGGGCGCCCCCCACUGCCCCGAGGCGUGCGCGUGCGCGCCAGGCGGCCAGGCCAACUGUUCGGGGCGAGCGCUGCUCGCCGUGCCAGCGGGCCUGAGCCGGCCGGUGCGCGCGCUGCUGCUGGACCACAACCGCGUGCGCGCGCUGCCGCCUGGCGCCUUCGUGGGCGCUGGCGCGCUGCUACGCCUGGACCUGCGAGAGAACGGACUGCGCUGGGUGCACGCGCGGGCUUUCUGGGGCCUGGGCGCGCUUCAGGAGCUCGACCUCGGCGCCAAUCAGCUGGAGGCGCUGGUGCCCGGCACCUUCGCGCCACUGCGCGCGCUGCGCGUCCUCUCGCUGGCGGACAACCAGCUGGCGCGCCUGGAGCCCGCGGCUCUAGGCGCGCUCCCGCUGCUGGGCGCGCUCAGCCUGCAGGAUAACGAUCUGUCUGCGCUCGCGCCCGGCCUGCUGGCCGGCCUGCCCGCUCUCAACACGCUGGGCCUGCGCGGCAACCCCUGGGCCUGCGGCUGCGCGCUGCGCCCGCUCUGCGCCUGGCUGCGCAGGCACCCGCGGCCCGCGCCAGAGGCCGAGACGCUGCUCUGCGUGUCGCCCGGGCGGCUGACGCUCAGCCCCUUGACCGCCUUCUCCGAAGCCGCCUUCAGCCACUGCGGGCAGCCCCUUGCCCCGCGGGACCUGGCCGUGGUCUACGCGUUCGGGCCCCUCUCCUUCCUCGCCAGCCUGGCUGCCUGCAUGGCUCUGGGCUCCGUGUUCACCGCCUGCCGCGCGCGCCGCCGCCGCCGCCGCGCCGCCGCCGCCCGCUGCCCGCCGAGGAGACUGCCGGAUCCCAGUCGCGGCCCGGCCUCGCCUGCGGACCCGGGGAGCACGGAGAACGCCGCUGCCCAAGCCUGA
Molecule: messenger RNA, 1048 nt
Organism: Camelus dromedarius (Arabian camel)
Lineage: Eukaryota; Metazoa; Chordata; Mammalia; Artiodactyla; Camelidae
Gene: LRRC26
Product: leucine rich repeat containing 26
Exons: 2
Coding region: 56-1048 (330 amino acids)
Cellular component (GO): voltage-gated potassium channel complex
Molecular function (GO): transmembrane transporter binding; voltage-gated potassium channel activity; potassium channel activator activity
Source: RefSeq, a predicted model, not a curated record